GGAGGAGCUAUCGCCACCCUGUGCCGGGGCCUGGGCCCGCGGAGGCCGCGCCCGGCCCGGCGGAGCUUUGCCGUGGCCGGGCGGGCCGCGGAGCCGCCAUGAAGGCGAGCGGAGAGGAGCCGGUCCUGCUGGCGGAGCUGAAGCCGGGCCGUCCCCAGCGCUACGACUGGAAAUCCAGCUGCGAGACCUGGAGCGUCGCCUUCUCCCCCGACGGCGCCUGGUUUGCCUGGUCGCAGGGGCACUGCGUGGUCAAGCUGAUCCCCUGGCCCCUGGGGGAGGCCGAGCUCAGCUGCAAAGCCUCGGAGCGCAAGAGCCGCGGCGGCAAAGCGGAGGCGAGGAGCCGAGGGGCGGCCAAGGAGAAGACGCUGGAGUGCGGCCAGAUCGUGUGGGGCCUGGCUUUCAGCGCCUGGCCGGCGGCAGAGGAGGGUGAGACGGACCCUGGCUGCGCCGGGGGUCUUCCCUGCCUGAUCCUGGCCACCGGGCUCAACGACGGGCAGAUCAAGGUCUGGGAGGUGCAGACAGGACACCUCCUCUUCAGCCUCUUGGGGCACCAGGAUGUUGUCAGAGACCUGAGCUUUGCUCCCAAUGGAAGCCUCAUCCUUGUGUCGGCCUCGCGGGACAAGACCUUGCGCGUCUGGGACCUGAGCAGGGAUGGGCGGCAGGUCCAGGUGCUGUCGGGCCACGUGCAGUGGGUCUACUGCUGCUCCAUCUCCCCAGACUGCAGCAUGCUCUGCUCCGCGGCCGGAGAGAAGUCGGCGCUGCUGUGGAGCAUGCGGUCCUACACCCUCAUCCGGAGGCUGGAGGGGCACCAGAGCAGCGUGGUGUCGUGCGACUUCUCGCCGGACUCGGCGCUCCUCGUCACCGCCUCCUACGACGCCUGUGUCAUCAUGUGGGACCCCUACACCGGGGAGCAGCUGAGGACGCUGCGCCACGUCCCCUUGCACUCGGUGGUGGACUACAGCAGCGAAGUCCACACCAGCUCCCUGCGCUCCAUCUGCUUCUCUCCUGAGGGCCUCUACCUGGCCACGGUGGCGGAUGACAGGCUCCUGAGGAUCUGGGCGUUGGAGCUGCGGUCGCCGGUUGCGUUUGCUCCCAUGACCAACGGCCUGUGCUGCAUGUACUUUCCACACGGCGGUUUCAUUGCCACAGGGACCAGAGAUGGCCACGUCCAGUUCUGGACUGCUCCAAGGGUCCUCUCGUCGCUAAAGCACUUGUGUCGCAAAGCUCUGCGCACCUUCCUGACGACAUACCAGGUCCUGGCGCUCCCCAUUCCCAGGAAGCUGAAGGAAUUCCUCACUUACCGGACCUUUUAAGGCGGCGUGGAAAGCAGAGGCACGGAGGCGAGAGCCCUCUGCCUGGUGGUGGGGCUCGGCCUGGGUCAGAGGAGGCACCGCAGCAACGAUGUCUCGCUGAUUCGUGAGCUGUGGGGCAGGAGGAUUGCUGCUCCCCUUGUUUUGGGGCUCCGUCUGUGAACGCGGAGGGAUUUUUUGGUAUAAUAAUACUAGGACCCAGCAAAAAUGCAUGCAGAGGGCAAGGGGCACGGCUGCGGUGGCUCCGCCGGGGACACGGGUCCCCCUGUCCCCCUGCUAGCUGCAAGUUUGGGGUCAGGUGCUUUUGCUUCCAAGUGCAAUGUUGUGGGUUGAAGGGUAGCAGCCACAGCCUGAGCAGAGCUUUUGUUGUUCGUACGAAUACAGGGGGGGGCUACAACUGUCCCCAACAAAACCGACCCUCACCGGAACCGGCUCGUACUGUAGCUUAGUUCCCGGAGGAGUGUGGUCUCUGCUGCUCUCCAGGUCUGGCCGUGAGCUGGACAAACCCGAGGUCUUUGCGGGCUAGACGACAGCGAUGACAGAAUAAAAAACGAUUCCUCACCUCUU
Molecule: messenger RNA, 1877 nt
Organism: Tyto alba (common barn owl)
Lineage: Eukaryota; Metazoa; Chordata; Aves; Strigiformes; Tytonidae
Gene: WSB2
Product: WD repeat and SOCS box containing 2
Exons: 9
Coding region: 99-1313 (404 amino acids)
Biological process (GO): intracellular signal transduction
Molecular function (GO): protein binding
Source: RefSeq, a predicted model, not a curated record